UUUGGGGGGGCGGGGGGAGCAAGGAGGCGGGGCCGCGCAGGCGCCGUGAGGGGCGGUAGCGGCGGCGGCGGCGGUGGUAGCGGCGGCAGCUGUGAGGGGGUUCCGGGAAGAUGGUGCUGAUUAAGGAAUUCCGUGUGGUUUUGCCAUGUUCUGUUCAGGAGUAUCAGGUUGGGCAGCUUUACUCUGUUGCAGAAGCUAGUAAGAAUGAAACUGGUGGUGGAGAAGGAAUUGAAGUCUUAAAAAAUGAACCUUAUGAGAAGGAUGGAGAAAAGGGACAGUAUACACACAAAAUCUAUCACCUAAAGAGCAAAGUUCCUGCAUUCGUCAGGAUGAUUGCUCCGGAGGGCUCCUUGGUGUUUCACGAGAAAGCCUGGAAUGCAUACCCCUACUGUAGAACAAUUGUAACGAAUGAAUAUAUGAAAGAUGAUUUCUUCAUUAAAAUUGAAACAUGGCACAAACCAGACUUGGGAACAUUAGAAAAUGUACACGGUUUAGAUCCGAACACAUGGAAAACUGUUGAAAUUGUCCACAUAGAUAUUGCAGAUCGAAGUCAAGUUGAACCAGCAGACUACAAAGCUGAUGAAGACCCAGCAUUAUUCCAGUCAGUCAAGACCAAGAGAGGCCCUUUGGGACCCAACUGGAAGAAGGAGCUGGCAAACAACCCUGACUGUCCUCAGAUGUGUGCCUAUAAGCUGGUGACCAUCAAAUUCAAGUGGUGGGGACUGCAAAGCAAAGUAGAAAACUUCAUUCAGAAGCAAGAGAAAAGGAUAUUUACAAACUUUCAUCGCCAGCUUUUUUGUUGGAUUGACAAGUGGAUUGAUCUGACAAUGGAAGACAUAAGGAGAAUGGAGGAUGAAACCCAGAAAGAACUAGAAACAAUGCGUAAGAAGGGUUCCGUCCGAGGCACGUCGGCUGCUGAUGUCUAGAUGAGUCCCCUGUAGGGUCAGAGACAAUAUCAAACUGUUUACGUAAUCAAGGUCAAGUGAGGGGAACAAGUGCAGCCAGUGAUGAGUGAAGAGGAAUCUGACCAGUAUCUUGCAGUGUUGACGUUUCCCAGACGUGUGCUUGUGAUGUACUCACACGCACAGGUUCCCAGCCACGUGUGUAUAUAUGUCUGUGUGUAGAUCUGUAGCUGUAUAUAAAACGCAUGUAGAGCUACGGAUCGAGAUACACACACUCGUGUAUAUAUGUACAUACAAGCAUACUGAACGGAUAGUACCAUUCCUCCAGAGUACUGUACCUGUCUUCAGCAAGAAUGCAAAAGAAAAUAUUUUCAAUAUAUAUACCUGGAACAGAUUUUAAUAAUUAUCAGAGUAAUACCAUUAAUGGACAAAUUGACUGCGAUGUAAUACUAGCUGGUAUGUUUCAUAAAUGUCAAAUUGUGGACCAAUAUAUAUAUAUAUAUAUAGCCUUUUAUUACUUUUCUGUUCUUUUAAAUCAGUCUCUUACAAAUUUUUAUUUUAGUCCCAUAAGCAACAGACUCCCACAGAAGAAUUUAUUCAAAAUCUUUUGGUAUUCCAAUGAAUCUGGAAUG
Ailuropoda melanoleuca (giant panda) is the source of this 1534-nucleotide messenger RNA. RefSeq names its product phosphatidylinositol transfer protein beta (gene PITPNB). Gene Ontology annotation, biological process: phospholipid transport. The transcript has 12 exons. Gene Ontology annotation, cellular component: cytoplasm. Gene Ontology annotation, molecular function: phosphatidylcholine binding; phosphatidylinositol transfer activity; phosphatidylcholine intramembrane carrier activity. The record is from RefSeq and is a predicted model, not a curated record. NCBI's taxonomy places the organism in Eukaryota, Metazoa, Chordata, Mammalia, Carnivora, Ursidae. Bases 111 to 926 code for a protein of 271 amino acids.